AUGAAGGUUCUCUUCUUGUUUGCUCUUUUCCUGGCGUGUGCCAACGCAUCGGCUCUUACUGACAAAUUCAAGAAUCUAGUUCCCAGCUUUGCCACCGGCUAUAUCAUUAACGGCGAAGAUGCUGAGCCACAAUCUGCCCCUUACAUUGUAUCGUUGAGUUCCAAUGCUAGCCGUCAUUCUCACAAGUGUGGUGGCACAAUUAUUGCCAAGGACUGGGUUUUAACUGCCGGUCACUGCAUUUCUACUGCCGUUGGAAUGGGAGUUAUUGCUGGUCUUCAUAACCGCACUGAAGUUGAUGAGAAUACACAAUCACGUGUAGUUGACUUUGGUAGAGUUCACGCAAGUUACAGCGGUGGUGUGGGACCUUACGAUAUUGGCAUUUUACACAUCUCCCAGCCCUUUGAGUUCAACGAACGAGUACAACCAGCAAGCUUGCCACACCGAGAAGAGAUCCACAGCGGAGAGACUCAUCUUUAUGGUUGGGGACGACCAAAUCCUUACAUAUCUGCUGCAGCCCAGAUAUUGCAAACAGUUCAAACUGAGGUCGUCGAGUGGAACGAGUGCAAGGAAACUCUGCCUCAAAGUGCUCCUCUCCACGAAACCAAUGUCUGCUCAGAUUCCUUGCAGAAGGGCAUAUCUGCAUGCAGCGGUGACUCUGGUGGUCCUCUGGUGAAGGUUAUCAAUGGCGGACCAUCUGAACUUAUCGGUAUUGUAUCCUGGGGAUACACUCCAUGUGGUGUUUACAAUUUACCAUCGGUCUAUACACGUGUCUCUGCAUACAUCGACUGGAUUACUAAGAUCCAGAGUGCUUACUAUGCAUUAAACUAAAUGCAAUAAUUUAAUAAAUUUUGAAAACACAAAAAUUUUUCGUUUGGUGCAUUUGCAAAGAGAUUCACAGAUUUUUUCGAUUCGUAUGGUGAAAUUAAUUUCUUUAAUGAACUACAUGA
This is a messenger RNA of Rhagoletis zephyria (snowberry fruit fly), 947 nucleotides long. Its product is annotated as lectizyme-like. Gene Ontology annotation, molecular function: serine-type endopeptidase activity. Gene Ontology annotation, biological process: proteolysis. The record is from RefSeq and is a predicted model, not a curated record. Lineage: Eukaryota; Metazoa; Arthropoda; Insecta; Diptera; Tephritidae.